UCGGGAAGUCCAUAAAUGAAGUGAAUAACCAUGUUUCCCCCCUUUGCCGUUUGUUGUUAGCCGGGAGUUACGUUUCACAGGGGAACAAAAGAGGCUCCCUGCAGAGCCCCUUAUAGAUCCCUCUUGUCGAGCAGCCUGUUGGUCAUCAUGUAUGUAUUAUUGAAAUGAACGAACUGCUGCCAGGCCAGAUUGUCCCUUUCACGUGUGAUAUCCAGCCUCGGUUGUUACUCAUUCUCGACAUUAUGCCAUACGCUCUUGGCCGUCAACGCCGCUUCGUUGAACUCGCGCAAAUAAGGUAACGUCGGUAAAAACAUGGCUUGAGGUUGCAAAGAAAUUCAUUUCUCCCUGAAAGCCAAAUUGGGACACGGCAAGGGAGUGAAAAACUUGAGGUCAUUCGUGCUCCUUCCCCGCCAACGCGGUGUUGUUUUUCACUCCUCUGACUGAACUGGGCUUCUAGUUAGUUCAAAAUAUUGAUAGAGAGGUGUAUCAUCGGCUGAAACUCUAAUCAGGGAGAAGAAAAUACGCUGGUAAGCCAUGGGGGUCUGUGAAACACAAGCUUUGGGUGUAACAACUUGCUGCCCAUCAUUGGUUUCAAGAUGAUCUCUGGUGGUAACAAAGUUUUGUACCUGCCGAUCUUUUGCUAGAUUUUGCAAGUUUUGUCGGUCACAAAAUAGGUAUAAAACGCCCGGAUGGGAACCUGGCAGAUAAUAACCAACGCUGAGAAAAUAUUUGAAUAUCCCUUCAAGGCUGACUUGCAAAAUGUCAUUGAACUUAUCGGCGGAAUAUAUGUUUCCCCAAGGUAGAGAGCUAUGCAGCGACGGGGUUUUGGAAGCGUACUCCCCGUAUUUGGUGUUCUGCCAAGCCCCAUCCUUGUUUAGAAACGGCCUGCAUUUGGACAGCUUGGGAUCUUUUUGGUUGAAGAUCCAGGGACAGACUGGCUGGUUCAAAAUCUCUCUAUUCCCUUCCAACAAAUGUCUGUUUGUCUCACAGUGAUUUUCCAGAUCGUCUAUCAUCCUCUGCUGGCCAGUUCCUGGGAGCAAGCACACACCAUCCUGUGGCACGACAUUUUGACUCGAAUGGAUUAAACCACGCUUCGAGUCAAGCAUUGACGGCGCUAAAUGGUGGAAUCUAAGCCUAAAGUAGAAGAACUAUUAAACGCGCCGAAACAUCAAGGAGCCAAGUCCGGAGUAUGGGGAGCAGGAACCUCAAUUCCCAGUUCUAGUAACUACUGUACUCCGUACUCCGUAGUCCCUGCGGUCAUUCAUGCACAACACCGUUGUUUGUUUUUCUUCCUCCGUUCAAAGAUCAAGAUUUGCAAGCUGGCUUCUCUCUCCAAGGGUCUGCUCGCCAACAAGACCAGCAUGAGGAGGGCGGCCAACAAAAAGGUCAGGUCAAAGGCAGGAAAGGACGUGGCGGUUUGGAAUCAGGGCCUGUGCUUAGAAGUGGUCGUCGAUCAAGCGAGUUGGUCGCAGAACAAGGUUGCACGCUUGGGAGCAACGUUACAUUGCCACUAAGGAUAAGAGCUUUCAGAUGGCGCAUUGGCGCAUUAGCGCGUUGGCGGACUUGGUUUGGGGUUGGGGGGUCGAGCUUGGCAGGAAACAGCAAGGCAAGGGAGAGGAAUUGGAGAGAGC
Blastomyces dermatitidis ER-3 is the source of this 1631-nucleotide messenger RNA. RefSeq lists its product as uncharacterized. The coding region runs from base 1119 to 1514 and encodes 131 amino acids. Lineage: Eukaryota; Fungi; Ascomycota; Eurotiomycetes; Onygenales; Ajellomycetaceae. The transcript has a single exon. The record is from RefSeq and is a predicted model, not a curated record.